AUAAAAUAAAUAUGAACAGAAUCAAAGGCAACGUGAAUCUUGAGAAGACAGUCGCCUUCACUAAAUCCAGCUUUGCCUAUAAGGAUCCCUUCAAACCAUCAGGAGGUCUCUUUUAUAAGAUGAGGAACAAAGUGCAUACUUUCUUCUCAUCGAGGAAUAUCGAGAAUGAGUUUAUUGACUACAAGGUCUCAGAGUUUUUAUAUGAGCAAGUCCCUGAGCUUUACGAAGAAGCCUCUGAUAGCUUCAAAAGAAAGGAAAAAGUGACUUUGGAAAGAGUUUGCACUGAGCCAAUGUAUAAGCAUCUCCUUACGCUUGAAAAGGACGAUAACCCUUUCCUCACUGACGGAAUCUGGAAAUCAAAGAUGGCACAAGCAAGAAUCUAUGUUGGAGGAGACAGUUACAUAGCUGAAGAGCAAUGGGCUCAGAUUACCAUUAGUCUGAACAGAAAUGAGCAAUAUGCUAUUUUUGAGAGAAGACUGAGCGACCGUAACACUUUUAGGGACUGGAAGUUGUUCCUCUUGAUGUCUCGUGAGGACUUUGAGUUCCUACAUAAGCCUUACAACAAGUUCGAAUCUACUACAGGAAGUGCUGAAAAUGAAAUUGACUUUACAGAUAACAAGAAUUACGAAGAGCAUGUUAGAGCUAAGAGGAGAGUCAGGAAGGAACUAUAUGUGUAAAUUAGUGUGAUUCAAUCAUACUUAGGAAAA
Molecule: messenger RNA, 707 nt
Organism: Moneuplotes crassus
Lineage: Eukaryota; Ciliophora; Spirotrichea; Euplotida; Euplotidae
Source: the annotation of a GenBank genome assembly